UUAAAAUCUCCAAAAUCUAUAGUAAGUGACCAAAACGUUAGUGUCCCAUUGGUUUUAAGACUCAUGUUAAUAGUUCUAGCUUGUCACAUGUUUGAUGUUUUGUUCUAGCUAGUAUCCAACUGAUACCUUCUUCUACCCUCAUCAACAGUUGCUUUCAACCCAUUAAGACUCGAACCGUCGAACGUAGGAGGAACCGAUCGAGGAAGGUAUUAUACUAUUAUUACUCUACAUAUAAUCGAUCAUAGAAGGUUUUAUAGUAUAUGAGAGCAAAAUCACAAGUUGGUUCCAAAUAAGCAGAGUCGAAUGAACAAAUCCUACACACUCUUAGAAUAGGGAUUUUCAAUGUCGCAACAUGUUAAGAACAAGAGGUGUUAAAUUAACACAACAACAAAAAUCACUCAAGGUUUAGGUGGUUUCAAUUUACAGAAGUUUAGAUCAUGGGGGUAAAUAUAUAAAAUUUUAUUACUAUGAGGACGAAUAGGUAAAACAAAUUUUAUUACUAUUUCAAUCAAGCGACGUCGUUUUCUGUAUUCACAAACGGCAUCCAACUCGUCGAUACGACGUCGUUUUUUAUCGAGCAGAGAUCUCUCUGUCUAAUUGAAGUCAUCUCAUAGGGUCCGGUCAAUCACGAAUUUGAAACAGAGAAUCCAAUUCCCAAAUAUACGCAGAGACCCUAGCCUGCUCUUCCCACAAAUCUCCAUUGCUUUGGAAGAAGAAUCACACAAUGGAUCUAGAGAUCGUUGGCCGCCACGCUCUUUUUUUCGACGACGAUUCGAUGGCAACGUUUGUCAACUCACCGACGGCGCUCGUUGACUGGAACAGCCUCUUUAUUGACCGCUACGAUGUUCGUCACCUCCUCUCUUCUCUUCCUCCUCCACGUAUCAAGCGCCGUCGUUCGGUUCCAGAUGAUCCUGACUUGGAAUCGGAGCUCGAUCACGAGCGUUACCUUGAUUUACCGGCGGAAUCUCCAUCUCCGUCGGAUGAUGAAGAAGAUAUGAAUGACGAAUCAGCAAAUGCAAAUGCCGAUGGUUAUCGUGCUGUCCCCUUUUCAUAUGGAAGCUCCAGUGAUUUCAAUGACCAGAAAAAUGCUGAUACGGAAUCUGGAUUUCACCCGCCUUUCCCCUUGCCUGAUUAUUUACUUCAAAACCUGCCUCCAACUGAGAAAUUACAUCAGAUCAUCACCAAAACUUCAAGCUUUGUAAGCAAGCAUGGUGGGCAAUCUGAAAUCGUCUUGAGAGUCAAACAAGGAGGCAACCCAACAUUUGGGUUCUUAAUGCCAGACCACCAUCUUCAUCCUUACUUCAGGUUUCUUGUUGAUCAUCAAGAGCUUUUGACAGAAAAGUCUUCUGUAGAAGAGAAAAAGAACGAAAGUGAGAAGGACGGUGGAGCUUUGUCAUUGCUUGGUUCAGUUUAUGGGACUGUAGAAGAUGAAGAUGCUAAUGAAGAGUCUGCAAAUGACUUUAAAACAAACGAGUCUCCCAAAGUAGAUGAUGGUGUUAAGAUAGCUGAUUCCAAUGGACCUGAAGGGUCGAAAGGAGCUGCAAAGAUUCGCACAGAGAGAGUUGCAGCCUCUAAGCAUUCUCUGCCGUUGAAUGAUCAGGCAUCUUUCAUAAAAAGAAAUCCUUCUGUCAGUGCAGUGAAUGUUGUAGAGAGGAAGCAGAUCAAUACAGAAGAUAACGCUACCAAAAUGUUUCUGACGUCCGAUAAGUCGCAAUCUUCUACAAUGCUGGCAAAACCCAAGCCGGAACUGCAGAUUGUGGAGCCGACUACUGAGAUGAAAAGAGCGAUUGAUAAGAUAGUAGACUUCAUCCAAAAGAACGGUAAAGAACUAGAGGCUACUCUUGUUGCGCAGGAUGUGAAAUAUGGGAUGUUUCCAUUCUUACGUCCAGCUAGCGUAUACCAUGGAUACUAUCGGAAGGUUCUCCAAGAAGCCGAAGAGUUGAAAUCAUGCGACAAAGGCGUCAUUACCAGAGAGGAAGACGCGAAGCAAAAGAGGAUGGACGAUGCUGUAAAAGAUGGCAAACAUGCGUUUGGGAGUGUUUUACAAGAUGAUUCUGCCAAGAAAGAGAAGCCAAAAAUGGUUGGUGACAAACCAAAGGUCGAGUUGCACAACGAACCAUUCAAGCCUGUCCAACCACAGAUGAGGGUGAAUGUGGAUGCGAAUACUGCUGCUGCUAUUCUUCAAGCGGCUAGAAGAGGCAUAAGGAAUCCCCAGCUGGAGAUUCUAUCAGGCAAACCCAUGGAUGAGACUUCUCAGAGCCUCGGAAAUGAUGGAAGUUACCCUUCAUCUAAGUCCCCCCCUGAUUUGACGAAAUCUACAGGGCAGUUGAUCUCUGGCUCAUCUGUUGCUAGUGAAGCUGAUUCUUCUGAAGCAGGCUUGUCUAAGGAGCAGAAGUUGAAGGCAGAAAGAUUGAAACGUGCAAAAAUGUUUGUGGCCAUGUUAAAACCCGAAGCUCAGCCAGUGCAACAAGCUGUACCGUCGCAAAGUGUAUCGCUCGAACUGUUGGACUCCGGGAUUUCUGGAUUAGGUGAUAAAGCUGCCAAAGAUAGAGAAGGUAGCUCAAUUGCAUCUGUAGCUGAGACAAAACUAGCAAAUGAUGGUAACUGUGAAAGACGAUCAAAGAGAAAUUACCGCUCGAGAUCACAGAGAGAUGAAGAUAUUAAGAUGGAACAAGGAGAAGAAGAAGGGGAAGAGAGCAGCAUGGAUGAAGCUACAGAAGAAACCAAGACCGAGAAGAAGCAUUCAUCUAGUAGAAAACGGCAUAAACAUAAGACACGAUACUCUUCGAAGGAUAGACAUUCUCGGGACAAGCACAAGCAUGAGAGUUCCUCGGAUGAUGAGUAUCACAGUCGUUCACGUCAUAGACACAGACGAAGCAAAUCUUCAGAUAGGCGUGAGCUAUAUGAUUCUUCUGAAAACGAGGGUGAGCGCCGACACAGAUCUAGUAAACAUAGCAAAGAUGUUGAUUAUUCCAAGGACAAGCGUAGCAGCCAUCAUCACAGAUCCAGGAAGCAUGAUAAGCAUCGUGAUUCAUCUGAUGAUGAACAUCAUCGUCACAGACACAGAUCCAGUAGACGCAAGCACGAGGACUCUUCAGACGUCGAGCAUGGUCAUCGACACAAGUCUAGUAAACGUAUAAAGAAAAAUGAGAAAACAGUGGAAGAGGAGACUGUAUCAAAGUCAGAUCAGUCUGAUCUUAAAGCGGUCCCUGAAGAUAACAUCUUGUACCCACAAAACGAACCAACUCAAGUUUCGGAUGAGCUAAGAGCCAAAAUCCGUGCCAUGUUAGCUGAUACCUUGGGAAAUGGUCGGUGAGCAUCUGAAGCAUAGAGGUCAUUCAUAAAACCCGAUGCUGACAUUGCCCAUGCGUACGAGAAGAGUUGGAAAACUUAAUAUAAUGUAUUUUCGAAAUACAAUUUUGCAAACUAAUCCGUGUUUUUAAAAUGUCGGAAAACUAGUCUUUUUCUGUUAAAGAAUUCACGAAAUCACUCUUGAAAAUUAAAGAAACCACUCUUGUACA
Molecule: messenger RNA, 3521 nt
Organism: Camelina sativa (false flax)
Lineage: Eukaryota; Viridiplantae; Streptophyta; Magnoliopsida; Brassicales; Brassicaceae
Biological process (GO): RNA processing; mRNA 5'-splice site recognition
Molecular function (GO): RNA binding
Source: RefSeq, a predicted model, not a curated record